Gadus morhua (Atlantic cod) is the source of this 1598-nucleotide messenger RNA. RefSeq names its product Rab acceptor 1 (prenylated) (gene rabac1). Bases 120 to 743 code for a protein of 207 amino acids. NCBI's taxonomy places the organism in Eukaryota, Metazoa, Chordata, Actinopteri, Gadiformes, Gadidae. The transcript is spliced from 6 exons. The record is from RefSeq and is a predicted model, not a curated record. Gene Ontology annotation, cellular component: Golgi apparatus.
GUCUACUGUGAGCAUGUACACAGGAAGUAUAACCAAUAGCUACACAUCACAUCCGUCAAGUGGUAACUUAAACUAAACAACAGGGCAGAAGAUUUGAAACCUCUGUUGGAUUGGAAUAGAUGACAACCGGAGCCCCCAAGGGUGAAAACUGCCUGGUGGACAUGGACAGCAAGGCAGGAGGGUUGUUCAGCGCGGAGGAAUCCCACCCCACUGGAACCGGUGGAGCAGGAAUCAUGUCGAGGAUCUGGCUGCCUAAGGGCAUCUCGGCCAGCCUGAUCAAGGAGUGGCUGGAGAAGCGGCGGAUGUCCAUCCGACCGUGGGCCGGCUUCGUUGACCAGCGCAAGUUCUCCAAGCCGCGCAACUUUGGCGAGCUGUGUCAGAGGAUGGUGAAGAACGUGGACACCUACAACAGCAACUACACCUUUAUCUUCCUCGGCCUGAUCCUCUACUGCAUUGUCAGCUCCCCCAUGCUGUUGAUCGCCCUGGCGGUGUUCGUCGGUGCCUUCUACAUUAUUCACCUCAAGUCCAUGGAAUCCAAGUUGGUCAUACUUGGCAGGGAGCUGAACGUCCCUCAUCAGCUGGGUCUGGCGGGAGCCGUGUCCCUGCCUGUGUUCUGGUUGGCCGGCGCUGGCGCCGCCGUCUUCUGGGUUCUCGGAGCAACGCUGUUUGUGAUUGGCUCCCACGCCGGCUUCCGCGAGCUGGAGGGAUCGGACAUGGAGGAGCUGCUGAUGGAGCCCGUGUAGGGACGGGCUCCCCGCGCUCACCUCGCCCGCGAUCGACCUUGUGAGGAGCCAGCCCGCAAUCAGUUUCCACCUGACCCCCGCCACCGCCGAGCCCGCAGACGGAUGCACUGCACACAUGACAGCGGAUUUGGAUCCCACAUAAAACCCUUGUACUGGAGUUACAGUAGUGAAAGGAUGGGGCACCUUGUUUUGAUGGUUGUUUGAGGAUUUCACAGGCUGUAUGGCCCCGGGCGAACCCAUUUUCUGUUGUACUGAGGGAAUGCCUGUCAAUGCAGAAGUUGUACUAUAUGCAAGGAGAACUACUCUAAAUGUUCACAUGUAAUCCAAAUCCUAUGCCUUUUUUUCCAAUAUAGGUACGUUUAAGCUGUCAUUGAUUUGACUUUGGAUAGCUUCGCUAUAACAUUUACAUAAAUUGCUUUGAUUUGAUUUCUGACAAUAUUUUCUUUAGUUGAAGAUAAUUUUACAUAUAUACUGAAAAUCAUAAAUUACCAAAUCCAAUUUCUUUACCUUUCCAAUGAAAAAGUGCCACUUUAUUCUUUAAGCAUGUCUUUUUUUGAUUGUGCAUUAAUAAAUAGGACAACGUGUAUAAAACUGAUUUUAAUCAAGAAAGGGAUUUAGAAUAGCAAUGUUUUUAUAGUAACUGACGAUAAGGUCAGGUUAAAAGGGUCAAACCAUAUGUAUGGGGAAACGGUUUACAGAAGAUAGGGCAUAAGCACGACUUGCUUGGACAUUUUACAUAUCUAUUUUAUUUGUUACCUUCAGUUUUAUCAUUGCCAAAAAAAUGCAUUGUGUUUCAAAAUUAUAAUAUUGGGCUGUUUGUAUACACUCUCAAUAAACUAUUAUUCCUCAUCAUGA